GGAACUGCGUCAUUGCAUACCUCAUCCGUGAUAUUUUCCUGCACCACUCGUUACUUGUGGUCAGGAGAAAGAACAAGCACCAGUGACUUGCACAAGAUAAGCUGCGAGUCCAUGACCUUGCACCUUGUGUUGUGUGUGAGUAAACAAGCAAAAGUAACAGUGAAAACUUCCCAGUAGCUACAGUUUGGAAUCAAAAUGGCAGAGUCAACAAAGAGGUAUGCAGUUGUAACAGGAUCAAACAAAGGCAUUGGAUUUGCCAUAUGCAAGCUCUUGGCUUCCAAGGGGAUUGUGGUGGUAUUGACUGCAAGAGAUGAGAAGAGAGGACUGGAAGCUGUGGAGAAGCUCAAACUAGAGCCUGGCCUCUCUGACCAUGUCUUCUUCCACCAGCUUGAUGUCUCUGAUCCUGCCAGCGUUUCAUCUCUUGCGGACUUCGUUAAGUGCCAAUUUGGAAAGCUCGAUAUUCUGGUGAACAACGCUGCUAUAUUGGGAUGCAUUGUUGAUGCCGAUGCUUUAAGAGCAGCCGGCAUCGGAAAGGAGCAACUUAAGUGGAGUGAAAUCUCGACAACGACAUACGAGUUAACUGAAGAGUGCAUUAACAUCAACUAUUGCGGUGCCAAAAGGAUGGUUGAUGCAUUCAUUGGCCUCCUCCAACUAUCUGACUCGCCAAGGAUUGUUAAUGUUUCCUCUGGCGCCGGGAAGCUCGCGCUCUUCCCGGAUGGCUGGGCUAAGAACGUCUUCAGCGAUGCCAAAUGCCUCACGGAAGACAAGGUUGACGAGGUAUUGAAGGAGUUUCUAAAAGAUUUUAGGCAAGGUACUCUGGGGACCAAUGGCUGGCCAGCUUCUCAUUCUGCUUAUAUAGUUUCUAAAGCGGCGUUAAACGCUUACACGAGGAUUUUAGCAGCCAAGUACCCCAAGUUUUGUGCAAAUUGCGUCUGCCCUGGAUUCGUCAAGACGGAUAUAUUGCACCGGACCGGUUUCUUGACUCCGGAAGAAGGGGCGGAAGGUCCCGUGAGUCUGUCCUUGCUGCCCGAUGACGGCCCAUCUGGCCGAUUCUUUGAAGGGACGAAAGAAUCGUCCUUCGUCUCGUAUGAGGAUGAUUAUUAUCUUCCAAAUGGCGAAAAGUUUAUCCUUCCUAAUUUUAAUUGAAGAUGUUUCGUCUUCAAAUGAGGGAAUGUAGGCAUUUGCAAUACGUUGUCUUUGUAUUAAUUUCUGCUUUCAAAUAAAAAUCAUGCCUGAAAGUUCUAAUUGCUCAAAUAACUAUAAGAUUUGAGGUGCGCAAGUGUCAAAUCUAAGCAAGAGACAUG
Rhodamnia argentea is the source of this 1304-nucleotide messenger RNA. RefSeq names its product (+)-neomenthol dehydrogenase-like. The coding region runs from base 196 to 1146 and encodes 316 amino acids. The record is from RefSeq and is a predicted model, not a curated record. NCBI's taxonomy places the organism in Eukaryota, Viridiplantae, Streptophyta, Magnoliopsida, Myrtales, Myrtaceae. The transcript has 5 exons. Gene Ontology annotation, molecular function: oxidoreductase activity, acting on the CH-OH group of donors, NAD or NADP as acceptor. Gene Ontology annotation, cellular component: membrane.